UGAGCAUUUGCGCAGAUAGUCUGCGCUGCCUUUCGCGACAGCUUUAGCAGCAGCCUCCGGGAAGUUUGGUGCUCGCUGUCUCCGCCCGAACCGCGCAGUGAGGCUGUCACCGGGAAACAGAGCACCUCUACCGCUACAACAGCGCCAGCAUCACGGCUUCAACAUGGUGAUCAAAGUCUACAUAGCAUCGUCCUCCGGAUCCACUUCGAUUAAAAAGCAGCAGCAGGACGUGAUGGGCUUCCUGGCGGCCAAUAAGAUCGAGUACGAGGAGUGUGACAUUGCCGCCAACGAGGAGAACAGGAAGUGGAUGAGAGAGAACGUACCGGAAGAUUCAAGGCCCACCACGGGGAACCCACUGCCCCCCCAGAUCUUCAAUGAGACCAAGUACUGCGGGAACUAUGAAGCCUUCUUUGACGCUAGAGAGGACAACGCUGUGUAUGCAUUUCUGGGUCUGACAGCUCCCCCAGGCUCUAAGGAAGCAGAGGCUCUAUUGAAGAAGAUGCAGGACCAAUAGUAGCUUUGGAAGUCCGUCUACAGUGUAAUCCAAGUUUGGACCAGACCUGGACCUAAACAGGAGCUGAAGGCCUUUGCUAUUUCAAUCUGUGCAUAAUUGUUGUGGUGUUUUUUUAUAAUUACGUUCAAAGCCGUGCCUUGCCAGCUCGAGUGACAAGAGCUUUUUACGAACUGCUCUCUUGCAAGCACUCAGCCUAUAAUAAUACAGGCCUAAUAAUAUUACUUCAAUCACCACAAGCACCAGUGUGAAUGAGCUUUGUGGAGCUUUAUGUCUUUAAAUAGCGUUGUUCACAAAUAGUCAUGUUUAAAUGUGCAACCAUAGUUAAGUCAGUUUAUGUUUACUGCAACAGAAGUGAGCUGGUUCUUUGACCUAUUCAAUUCCCUAUUUACUCAGUAUGAUACUUAUUCCACUCAAAUGUACAACACAGGCAUAGAAAAAAAAUGUUUUAAGGUGUACUGUGUACUUGAAAGCUUUGUUUGAAUAUUCCACAGUAUGGCAUUAAACUUAUCUAUCUUUUAUUCAAGUACUGCUGAGAAAAAUACCUUAAAAAGCAUGUAUUCUUAGUGUGAGCGGGGUCAGCUCUCUACAGAUCUGACCUGUAACUCGAUCUCGUUGCAUCAUCUAAUGGUCUCCGCGGAGAUAGAUCAGUUAAAUGCCAUGCUGCUAAACAAAGCCAUGGAGACAAGCAAGUGAGGGGAUGUUACACAGUGUAGCUUUAAAAUAUAAAUAAUUCUAUAGCUCUUAAACCAAGCAAGGUGCAUCCAAUGUUAUGUGCAUGCACUGGGAAUACUUGCUUACUUGCAUUCUUGGCAUUCCACUGAUCAUACAGAAUUAUUGCCUGACCAGCCAGUCCCUUUUGCAUUCUGCUUGAGUCUUGAGACGAUCCAACCACAGCUGCUGUUUUUUAGCACGUGUCUCUUAAAUCAGAAGACAUCUCUCGAAAAUUCUCGUAACAUUCAGAACAAAAUAUACAACUUCUUUUCCCGGAGAUAAAUAACAGUUUGGUGCUUUGAUUGUUGAUUCUGCAAAAAAUCUGUGCUGUUUCCAAUCCUAUUAUUUUAUUUUUUUUCCUUAUUUUACGUGUAAGCACCCUUGUUUGCUGUUGACCCUAAUAGAUCAUGCGUCUCUCUUUGAUUGGUUAAUCUGUCUGUCAGUCACGCCAUCUGUAAACAUGAGACAGGACACAGCUCCAGAUCCACUCGUCUCUGUAAUGUUUUGUCAAAGUGUGUGGUUCUGCUGGUCAGGUCAAUUAGAAUCUGGUAUAAACUUUGCACUGUGUAACUUUCCUUUUCCAUGGAGAUGCUAUCACUCAAUGUUCCAGUAAAGCAUUAAACCUAUCCAACUUGCAAAUAACAAUCAGUUACAUGGGUUUUUAUUGACCUAAAAACUUGCAUUCUCACUGCGAGAGGGCUCGCUUUGCCACAGAUCUGACAUGUAACGUGUCAACGGCUGUCUCCUUAGAGGUAACUAAGUGUAAUGCCAUACUGUGGAACAUUUCAAACAAUAUCUCCACGUAGAGAAGCAGAUAACGGACCAUCAUUCAGAAAAGUUACACAGUGCACCUUAAACUAUGAUGACAAAAAAACACUUUAACAGUAUGGUGGGAUUUUUUGUGUCUGUCACAUUGCUAUAAUUUUAUUUUGGACAAUUUUAUCACAGUUGUACACAGUUGUAUGGAGUAGCAGACUAUAUGUAUAUAUACAUUAUACACGUCACAAAAAGGAACCAAAUUUAGCCUGUGUUCUCAACCUUAUAGACCAAAAUGAUAAGAAAACAAUGGUGUACAAGUUCAGGGAAACAGAAGAGGAAGUUAAACGGCAAGACGUGACGUUGGUCCUAUUUUUAUGUUCAAUGUUCUAACUUGUCUCCAUUGCAUUAGCACGAUACAUUCCCUGGUAGACUAAUUAAAUAUUAAUACUACUCCUACUUUAAAUGACAUUUCAGUGGUCUAUUUGCUGUGGUCUGAUUCUCUCUAUCUUGGCCACUCAUCACCAUUUGUGUGUUAAAACAAAACACAUUUCACUGAUCUUUUACUUAUUUGGGGUCAGUUGAGCUGUUCACUCUCCCAAGAUGCGUUUACAAUGUUAGACUUUUUUUAAAUUUGCAUGUCUGUGGAGAGGGAGAGGAAACAAGUCAGACCACAUGUAUUUUUUCUGCUUCUGUGCACCCAUACAAAUAAUAUAGUGGCUAAACUUGCCCAUUACUACAACCACAGAUAAGAAAUACUGGACUGUUAAUUGAAGUCAAAAACUCACUUGUACUUUUUCUAACCUAAAUAAGUUUUCUUUGCCAAAAUAGCACCUUUUGUAGUUUUUAUUAGCCAUUUUGGUAACACUUAAAGGUACACUAUGUAACUUUUUGGUUGGGGUUCGUCGUCGUUUUGUUUCUCUGUUUGCUCUGCCUGGAAUGUUCCACAGUAAAUACAUAAACAUAAACAGAUCUACUUUACAUUUAUUCAGUUACAGGUGCUUUUAUAGCUCAAAAUUGCUCCACAGAUCUGACCUGUAACUUGGCCUGGUUUGGUGUCCAUGAUGAAAAGUUUAAUGCCAUACUCUGAAUCAUUCCACGCAAUAACAUUUCCAUGGAGACAAGCAUUUGGGGGACCCUUCACCCAAAAAGUUACGCAGUGCAUCUUUACAUGUAUAAGAACCACAUAUUGAUCCCUAACCACAUGGUAAUUUGUAUGCCAUGGUAAAUAGAUUUUUAGAUAAUAUUUUGUAUUUAUAAAGCACAAAUGUGUAUAAUGUCCAUAGUUAAUAAAGUGCAAUUGCAUCCUUUGCUCAUAAGUAUUACGUCCAUCCUCCCUUCAGACAGAUAUAAGGCAGUGUCCACAAGCAACCCAUGGAUCUAUAAUAAGAACAGCAAUCUGAGUUUAAAACAAUUGCAUCAAGAUCACAAAAAAUACAGAAUAUUGAAAUGGUAUUGAAAAGUAAUAGUAGGCCUUUUGGAUUUAAAAAGUGAUUAAGACUUUUUCUUUUGCGAUUAGUAAAGUAAAGUACUUUAUAAAUACAAAUAGAAAUAUCUAAUACACUUCUUUGUAUACAAUUUAUUACUAUCUAACCAUUAAUAUGUGGUCCUUAAAUUAGUGUUAGCCAGUUUUCUAAUGGUUUUAUGUUUACCUAUAACAUUUUGUUGUUGUGUAUUGUUGAUUUUUGUUUAUGACCAAACUCUCCAGACAAAAGGAUGUGAAUGGAUUGUUUGAGUUGUUGUUUGAUCACAUUGUGCCCUGUUCUUCAUUGUCUUAAAGUGGCAAUUCCAGUUUUACACAAUCACAAGGUCCUUAAACAAAAUUGUUAUUAGAAUCUACUUGUUAGAAAAAAAAACAAAAAACUGCAUUUGUAACUGAACUGUUAUUUUUAUGUUGAAUAAAUGGUUGUAAGUUUAAGAAAAGUGUA
Molecule: messenger RNA, 3909 nt
Organism: Boleophthalmus pectinirostris (great blue-spotted mudskipper)
Lineage: Eukaryota; Metazoa; Chordata; Actinopteri; Gobiiformes; Gobiidae
Gene: sh3bgrl
Product: SH3 domain binding glutamate-rich protein like
Exons: 4
Coding region: 164-514 (116 amino acids)
Cellular component (GO): cytoplasm
Source: RefSeq, a predicted model, not a curated record